Molecule: messenger RNA, 1759 nt
Organism: Daucus carota subsp. sativus
Lineage: Eukaryota; Viridiplantae; Streptophyta; Magnoliopsida; Apiales; Apiaceae
Product: protein DETOXIFICATION 30
Exons: 8
Coding region: 50-1585 (511 amino acids)
Biological process (GO): xenobiotic detoxification by transmembrane export across the plasma membrane
Cellular component (GO): vacuolar membrane
Molecular function (GO): xenobiotic transmembrane transporter activity; antiporter activity
Source: RefSeq, a predicted model, not a curated record
UCAUUAUUCAUUCCAGCUUUGAACAUCCGUUUCUUCCAUUUCUUACAACAUGGAAAACAGCAGCAACAAGCUCCCACUUCUCACCCCCGAAGAAACACCCCCGCAACUCCUCCGUCGCCCGUCGCACCACUCAUUCGAUUCCUCGUUCGUUGCUGAUGCGGAUGACAUCGCUCCUAUAACCGGUGUCCGAGAUUUUUACAGAGAAUUUAUCAUCGAAUCUCGAAAACUAUGGUACCUCGCAGGCCCUGCAAUUUUUACCAGUAUUUGUCAGUACUCCCUCGGCGCCAUCACGCAGACUUUUGCCGGCCAUGUUGGCACUCUGCAGCUCGCGGCCUUCUCAGUUGAGAAUUCUGUCAUUGCUGGCCUCUCUUUCGGUGUCAUGUUAGGGAUGGGCAGUGCACUGGAGACAUUAUGUGGACAAGCUUUUGGAGCAGGACAGAUUGAUAUGCUAGGAGUUUAUAUGCAGAGAUCAUGGGUUAUAUUGAACUGCACUGGUGUAAUCCUAAUGUUUGUAUACAUUUUUGCUGCUCAAUUUUUGAGAUUAAUUGGUCAAACCGAAGAUAUAUCCAGAGAAGCUGGAAAAUUGGCGAUUUGGAUGAUUCCACAGCUGUUUGCAUAUGCUAUGAAUUUUCCUAUAGCCAAGUUUUUGCAGUCGCAGAGUAAGAUUAUGGCCAUGGCCUGGAUAUCAGCCGCGGCUUUGGUUGUGCACACCGUUUUUAGCUGGUUGUUCAUGUUGAAGCUCGGGUGGGGACUAGCUGGUGGAGCCGUGGUCUUAAAUUUUUCGUGGUGGUUCAUAGUGUUGGCGCAGCUUGUGUACAUCUUUAGCGGAACAUGUGGAGAAGCCUGGUCCGGGUUUUCUUGGAAGGCAUUUCAGAAUUUGUGGGGUUUUGUCAGACUAUCCCUCGCAUCAGCUGUCAUGCUUUGCUUAGAGACAUGGUACUUCAUGGCAUUGGUACUCUUUGCUGGAUAUUUGAAGAAUGCUGAAAUAGCAGUAGAUGCACUCUCCAUCUGCACAAACAUCGUGGGCUGGGCGGUCAUGGUAGCUAUCGGAUGCAAUGCAGCUAUAAGUGUAAGGGUGUCAAAUGAGUUGGGCGCAGCACAUCCAAGAACAGCGAAAUUUUCAGUUGUGGUUGUUGUUCUAUCUUCGUUUGUGAUUGGACUCGUCCUAUCCCUAAUUCUCAUCAUCUUUCGGGAUCAAUACCCUUCUUUAUUCACCAAUAGUGAAGAAGUGAAGAGAGUAGUUUAUGGACUGACACCGUUGCUAGCUACAUGUCUUGUCAUUAACAAUAUUCAACCUGCUCUCUCUGGUGUGGCUAUUGGAGCUGGAUGGCAAGCUGUUGUUGCUUAUGUGAACAUUGUGUGCUAUUACGUAUUUGGAAUUCCUAUUGGCCUUAUUAUGGGUUACAAACUCGAUAUGGGGGUGAAGGGUAUUUGGAUAGGCAUGUUGUCUGGGACAGUGGUGCAAACACUUGUUCUGUUUUGGAUAGUAUACAGGACCAACUGGAACAAAGAGGCUUCUAUCGCUGAACAGAGAAUCAGGCAAUGGGGAGGAGAACCAGAACGAGCAAAGGGCUCAGAGAACUGAUUGUAAUACAUUGCCGAGAUUUUUUUUUUUUUUCUUUUUCUUCUUGUUCCCAGAAGUCCAGAACAAUCAUCCAACAUUUGAGUUCAGCAAUUAUGCCUCAUUGAAAUUGUGAAAAAAACAGUAGCUCAGCAUGAAAUUAAAAGGGCAAGGUCUAUUGAAGUUUUUUUUCCUGAA